AUGAGCUAGAUAUAUUUCUACUAAUGGAAUUAGCUUGCUAAAAGCAACCGGGAUGAGUCAGUGAGUCAGUUGCGCUUGUGAAUCAUGAUUCACGAGUCAGUAAAGUGAUUCUCGAGUAUUGAACGAUUCGGUCACGAAUCGAACAUCACUAUUCUCGAGUAUUGAACGAUUCGGUCACGAAUCGAACAUCACUAGUGCAGUGACGCUCCUCAGGUUUAGUAUCACAGUCCAGGGAUUCCAGUAAUCUGCAGAACUGAUCUGUUCAUCACAAUGAAGCUGCCGUUUUCUCUGAUUCUCCUCUGGGCACUCUCCACCACAGCUGGAGCCCUUCUAUGCCAAACCUGCACAGAUUCGACGUGUUCAACCACAGUAGCAAAUACAUGUUCAUCGGAAACAAUGUGUGUUACAGCUACCAUUCUAGCUACUUCAUCUGGAACUAUGACAACACAAAUCUACAAGGCAUGUGCAUCUUCCUCCCUGUGUCCAGCCGUAACCUCUCAGACAGUUUCAGUCGACCUGGGUUUUCAAAGUGCUCUGGCUUCUGCUCAAUGCUGCGACACAGAUAACUGCAACUCAGCAACUCUGCCAAAUCCUGCUUCUCAGUCAAAAAAUGGUGGGGUAUGCAACGUUUGUGACCCUUCCACUGGUCAGUGCUCCUCCACAUUACAGUGUCAGGGAGUGGAGAACCAAUGCUUCCAAUCAACUAUCAACAGCGGCACCAAAACGUUUACAGCUUACGGCUGUGCAUCUUCAAACCUGUGUGCAGCUGCUUCAAGCCUGGGAUCUCUACCUUUCAUGCAGAGCGUUGGUACCAUAGCCAGUGGACCAACCUGUUUUGCUGCCCCAACUACAACCGCUGCCCCAACUACAACCACCGUCCCAACUACAACUACAACAGCUAAAACUACAACCACUGCCCCUACUACAACUACAUCUACAACCACUACAAGUACAACUACAACAGCUACAACUACAACCACUGCCCCAACUACAACUACAACAGCUACAACUACAACCACUGCCCCUACUACAUCUCCAACGAUUAAAACUACAACCACCGCACCAACUACAACUACAACCAUGGGUGAUACAAAUGAAUCGUUAUAGUUAUAACAAAACUUGCUUAGGAAAUAAAAGAAAGAAGCACAAUUUCUAUUUCCUAUUUAUUGAUUUAUUUUGCUUUGUGCUUUUUAUUUUCUGCAUUUCUCUCUCUCUAAUCUGAUCUAUAAUACUAGUGAUUGGAUCUACAAAGGUGCAAUGGCGUGUCAUGUGCCACCCUAAAAUAAUCUCUUUCCACCGCUAGUGGCACCCAAGUGUUGCAUUUGACAGUAUUGUUUAUUAAAAUAAGCUAGCAUUAACACUUUGAUCCUAGCUACAGUUAACACUGUGGUAUUUUCCUCUUGUGGUUGCGAAAGUAUUUUUUGAACUUGCACAAAUAAUUUGUGUGGCAUCUUAUUGUGACACCUGAUUGUUGUCUAAUUUUAGUUUUAAACGCAUGUACAAAAACACCAGAUGCAUUGGCUGCACUUUUUGGCUAAAUAGUUGUAUAGAACUUUAUUGUUUACAAAAUUUGGGUGUAGGUCUUUAGAAUUUAGGAAAUUUAGGAAAUUUCUGUAGCCCCUGCUGAUGAUAAAGAUACAAUAAAGCCCUUGUCCUAUAACCUUCUGUGUUUCAGUGUUAAACGGGGAACAUUUCAGACAUCUACUGAUAUAGGUUUAUUUGGUGGUGUGGAGGCUGCUGCUUACAAUCCUCUGUGUAGUUUUCACAAGCGCUGGCAGAGUCAUCUACUUUGCCAUAGAGCAGAUUCCAUGCCACACUGUGAUGCAGGAGCACAGGGAAGUCUCUACCACACAUCUGUAGAAUAGUUUCAGGACUCAGCUUCCAAGUCCAGCGUUCCUUCACCUCCUGAGAAAGUAGAGUGUGCUGGUGCACCUUGUUAACCACAAAGAAAAAGUUGUGGCUCCAGGUAAGGUCCUCAGAGGG
This is a messenger RNA of Oreochromis niloticus (Nile tilapia), 1983 nucleotides long. Its product is annotated as integumentary mucin C.1-like. The record is from RefSeq and is a predicted model, not a curated record. NCBI's taxonomy places the organism in Eukaryota, Metazoa, Chordata, Actinopteri, Cichliformes, Cichlidae. The coding region runs from base 271 to 1107 and encodes 278 amino acids. The transcript is spliced from 5 exons.